UUUGACCCCCCUGAAAAAUAACGUUUUAAACUGAUAGACACUAAAAACUAGGCUUGAAGUAGUCUGCAAGAGAAGUUUGGAUAAAUCCAAUUAGUGACCUUAAUUAGCUAAGGUCAAGUGGUUCCAGCCUCCUCUGAAUUUAUAGUAUCUAUGAUCAAGCUACCUAAUUGAAAUUGAAGAUUGAGCCACUCCCUCCCAUAAAAACUUGCAAAAGCACAUGGCUAGCUUGAUCGACCAACUUCCAGAGCUAGCUAGCUGGAGCUAAAUUUAUCCCAGAUCAUGACCUCUACCAAACGUGUACUCUCCAUCCAAAGCCAUGUUUCCAGAGGCUAUGUAGGAAAUUGUGCUGCAACAUUCCCUCUACAGAUACUUGGAUACGAUGUGGACACGAUACAUUCUGUUCAGUUCUCGAAUCACACAGGUUAUAAAGUGUUCAAGGGACAAGUUCUUGACUCAGCCAAUCUUGCCGAUAUCAUUGACGGACUUCGCAGUAAUAAUCUGUUAAACUAUUCACAUCUUCUCACAGGGUAUGUUGGAGCCAAGUCGUUUCUUGAGCAGGUGCACUCGCUAGUAUUGGAGCUGAAGGCAAACAAUAAGGACAUGAUGUUUGUGUGCGACCCAGUCAUGGGGGACAAUGGGAAAUGGUAUGUACCCCAAGAACUGCUGCCUGUGUACAGAGACCAGUUGAUACCAUUGGCUGAUGUCAUCACACCAAACAAGUUCGAAGCAGAAUUGCUCUCUGGAAUAUCAAUAAAAACUGAAGAAGAUGGAAUGAAGGUAAUUGAAUUUCUCCUUUCUUUGGGAGCAAAGGCAGUUGUCCUCACUAGCAUGGAGCAUGAGGUCAAGCCUGAUGUGUUGGUGUUACUUGCCAAGAAACAGACAGGUGAAUGUGCAAGAGUUGAAAUGCCAAAGAUUCCUGCCCAUUUUACGGGAACAGGAGACCUAUUCUCUGCUCUACUAUUAGCCUGGAGUCAUGAGCCGUUGCAGACUGCUUGUGAGAAAACCGUGUCCACAGUGCACUUGGUAUUACAAAGAACAUUACGACACGCAUUAGAGCUUUCUGGUGGUGCCACUCCCACUGCAGAGCAGAUAGAGCUCAGACUGAUUCAGAGCAAAGAGGACAUUGAGAGACCUCCUCUAAUUAAUAAACUCUUAUUUUAACUUUUGUUGUUUUUUUUAGUGUUUUUUUCAUAAUGAAUUACAAUAAUGGACAUUAAUUUAAUA
Halichondria panicea is the source of this 1224-nucleotide messenger RNA. Its product is annotated as pyridoxal kinase-like. The transcript is spliced from 10 exons. NCBI's taxonomy places the organism in Eukaryota, Metazoa, Porifera, Demospongiae, Suberitida, Halichondriidae. Gene Ontology annotation, cellular component: cytosol. Gene Ontology annotation, molecular function: pyridoxal kinase activity. Bases 280 to 1161 code for a protein of 293 amino acids. Gene Ontology annotation, biological process: pyridoxal 5'-phosphate salvage. The record is from RefSeq and is a predicted model, not a curated record.